Ruditapes philippinarum (Manila clam) is the source of this 759-nucleotide messenger RNA. RefSeq lists its product as uncharacterized. Gene Ontology annotation, molecular function: endopeptidase activity; signaling receptor binding. The transcript is spliced from 4 exons. Bases 61 to 729 code for a protein of 222 amino acids. NCBI's taxonomy places the organism in Eukaryota, Metazoa, Mollusca, Bivalvia, Venerida, Veneridae. The record is from RefSeq and is a predicted model, not a curated record.
AUGGAUUUCUCUUAACAAAAAAGAAUGUAUCUGUGAAAUAAUUUGGAAUUUUAAAUUAGAAUGAGACUUUUGGUAUUAUUCAUUAUAUUUAGUGUGUUUAUUUUUAAAACUCAUGGGCAGUGUUUCUACACAGGAACCUGCUAUACACUCCACGAUAACGGUGUUUCAUACAGAGGCAAUGCCGCUGUAACUAAGUCCGGUCACAGUUGCGUCCCUUGGAACCGUCAUCUUCAUACGUUUACGUCAGAUCGUUUCCGGUAUGAUGGCCUGGACUCGAACUACUGUAGGAAUCCUCUAGGGAAACGUGACUCCCCCUGGUGCUACAAAUCACCAACAGGAAGUGAAGAAGACAGUUGGGAAUAUUGUGAGGUAGAAAUGUGUGAUAAAUGUUUAUUUCGAGGAGUUCAGCUUAAAACUGGAGACAGAUUCCAUGAUGGUUGUUCUAUGUGCAUAUGUCAAGCUACUGGAAUAAAAUGCUUAGAGUGUGACGCAGGUCCUCAAUUUACCAACGAGAUGGGAUGCUACGUAAAAUACAAUCAUGACGAGCAUUUCCCUCGAUGUUGCCCCCAAAUUGUUUGUCAUGGAAAGGAUUCAGAUUUUGACUUGACAGAGUAUUUUAACUAUCUGAAACUGGUGUUACGAACUCAUGUCGCCUCAUUUGUGUCAAAUACCAACCAAACACACAGAGCAGAAAGCCGGACUUUAAAUAACAUUCAUGUCUUGCCUUAAAAUUUUGUAAAGAUACUGAUAAAGUGCUAA